This is a messenger RNA of Suillus subalutaceus, 1277 nucleotides long. RefSeq lists its product as uncharacterized. NCBI's taxonomy places the organism in Eukaryota, Fungi, Basidiomycota, Agaricomycetes, Boletales, Suillaceae. The record is from RefSeq and is a predicted model, not a curated record. The coding region runs from base 136 to 1050 and encodes 304 amino acids. The transcript is spliced from 2 exons.
GAUCAACACUAACCCAGCGCCUCAAGACACUUAGUCGCCCCGGGGCGCAUCAAGUGUCCUGGAAAAUGGGAGUCUUUUGACAAAUACGCUCGCCGUGUUCGGAUAUACUCUCAGGCAACAUUGCACGAGCAUUGCAUGAUUUUCAGCAUAAUCGGUAAUUAUUACUACGGUCAAGAAGUGUAUCAAAGGGUCUCUGCCAUGUGCCAGAAGCACCUGUUUCCCAAUCUGCGUGACCUUGUCUGGGUUACUCUCGUUUCUCGUCCCCUGGAGUCUUGGUCGCUCCCUUCUCCGUUGCGGUCCCUCACUAUCUACCAAACUAAUUUCACUUGCCUAGAUGAAGCCUUGCGUCAGGCAGCACAUGAUGCUCCUGAUCUCGAAUCACUAAAGAUCAUAUUCUGUCUUUCUGAUCGCUCGGCUCCAUAUACAACUGUGGAUCCUUUACCUUUCAACCACCUCAAAUCCGUCUCCCUUACAUACCUUGGUAUUACUAGAGUCGACAUUUGUCACUGUCUGUCCUUGGCCCCAAUAACAGUCCUCACUAUCGUAAUCAGCGACUCGGCGAAGAUGUGGCAACCGCGUUCUCUAGUCUUUCAUACUCUGGAGGUAUUGUGCAUUACCGGAGACCCCGUGCCAGUGAAUUUAUUCAUCAAGCAUGUUCGCGGCGCGCAUCUACGUAAAGUGUUUUGCAUACUACGUCGAAAUCCAGACAUUACAUUCUCAGACUGCCAAGAGCUCCUCGACACGGUACUGUUAAAGAUGCAUGGACAGUCACUACGAGUACUUUCUAUCAUCAUCAAUUCAAAGAAACUGUUUCUGGAAAAUCCUUGCACCUUCGAUCGGCUCAUAAAGGAUUCUUUGAGCAAACUGCGCUUAUAUGUACUCGGAAGCGCCAUUGAGACGCUCAUACUCGUCUUACCACACCACCUUACAGGGGAAAAGUCAGAUGUGAAGGAUGGGUUUUGGUAUCAUUAUUCUGGUCUUAGUAUCGAGACGCUAAAAACAGCCACAAGCUCUGGUCCUAGGAGAUGUUCAUCCGAAUUUGAUCGGUAGCGCAUCAUGUUCGACCUUCACGCUUCCCCAACAUACAAUGCGCAUAGACCACUUCUCAACUUAGGACAAGUUUCGACGAACAAUAUGUUGUAUACGGGGGUAGCAGAGCAUGAUCAAUCGGUCGUAACGUUUAUUCAAGAAUCACUUCUGUACAUUGUAUUCUCCGACAUGGCGUGCACCACUUGGCGCUUUUGGUAACAGAAAUAAAUAUAAGCAAGCCGAGCUGG